AUGUUUGCUUCCGGCGUAGACGUCGGCAAGGUUGUUCUACCAAAAUUUUCAUUGCGGAGUACAAGAUGUUAUCGCAGCUUGAACCUCAAGCAAAAACGAAAUUGCAUUGUUGCAAAACUUGCGGAGAUUCCAAUUCAUCACCAGUCACCUGAGGAAUUGUUAAAAACGGUUGUGGGAGGUAAGGCCAGGUUUGCGCUCUUUAGUGUCAGAAAUGCAGGUAGCAAUUGCAUAGUUGUAAAUCGCAACUUUUGGUUGAGAUGUGCGAAUGCAGUGCUCCAUCACAGCAACAACUUUACCGCAACAGAACUUAUUAGGAUUGCCGAUUCCUUUGGUAAAGUAAAACAUCAGGAUUCAUCCCUUUUCAAAGAAAUUGCGGUUAGAUUACUUAAAUGCCAUGAAUCUUGGCGAUUGAAUGACAUACCACGUCUUCUUAGCGCUUUCAGGGCAUGCUCCGUUUUUGAUGAGCAACUAUUCAGCUCGGCGCUGCUCAUCAUACAGAAGAAUUUGGAGUCAAUUGGAGCCGAUGAUUUAACUUCUAUUCUGCACAGCCUUACAGUGACGACCGAGCAGGCACUUUUUCGACAAAUAUUGGAUGACCUCGUAUCGCCAAUAUUCACGAAGAUAUCGAACUUUUCCCUUGAGGUAGAUAUUCAAACUCAUUCAAACCUUACGCGUAGAAUAUCGUUAUUAUUUUGA
This is a messenger RNA of Babesia bigemina, 696 nucleotides long. RefSeq lists its product as hypothetical. The transcript has a single exon. The record is from RefSeq and is a predicted model, not a curated record. Lineage: Eukaryota; Apicomplexa; Aconoidasida; Piroplasmida; Babesiidae. The coding region runs from base 1 to 696 and encodes 231 amino acids.